CCAUCGUUUUCUACGAUAUUGCCACCUGAUUUUUAUUCCUCGUUAAAUAUAUUUUGUAUUAUCGAAUGCUAUUAUUAUCAAGAUGAAGAGUUUCCAUCCACUUUCGUUAUAAUUUAACAAAUAUGUAUAUAUGCCGGCACUGAGCGAUAACAUUAUCAUUUAAGUUACGUCACUGAUUAACACAAGUAUAAAAAUCACAUGCAUAAUUCGAUCGUGUAUUCAUAAAUCGAAAAUGGUACGUGCGUGGUACAUGGAUAAUAACGAUGCUGAUCAACGAUUGGAACACCAUAAAGAACCACCCAAAUUUCUCUCCCUUGAAGACUUGUUCAAAAGCACAGGCGUCGAGUAUUUCAAGAUCGAUUGUAAAGACUACAAAAAUGAUAACACAUUGACACAGUUAAAAAAGGAACGUGGUUACACCUAUGAGGAUGAGAUAACGUGUUCUGAGAAGUGUCUUCCAAAUUAUGAAGAGAAAUUAAAAAACUUUUUCACUGAACAUCUUCACACAGAUGAAGAAAUAAGAUUUGUACUGGAGGGAUCUGGGUACUUUGAUGUUCGAGACAAGGAUGAUCAAUGGAUACGCAUUGAAGUCAUAGCUGGAGAUUUGAUAAUUAUUCCAAGUGGAAUAUAUCACAGAUUUACUUUAGAUAUCAAUAAUUACAUUAAAGCAAAACGUUAUUUUGUGGGAGAACCUGUAUGGUUACCAUAUAAUAGACCAGCCGACGAUAUGGAAUGCCGUAAGAAUUACCUUAAUCGUUUGAACAAUGACUUUCAAAUAAUAACAGCUUGACAUUUGUCACAAAUGUUAUAAUUUCGAAAAAUAUGUUAACAUGUACAAAUGAGUAAUUUAGAUUAUGCUUUCAAUAUAUCUAGAAAUAUAUAUUAAA
Messenger RNA from Dufourea novaeangliae, 887 nucleotides. RefSeq names its product 1,2-dihydroxy-3-keto-5-methylthiopentene dioxygenase (gene Adi1). The coding region runs from base 233 to 790 and encodes 185 amino acids. Gene Ontology annotation, molecular function: acireductone dioxygenase [iron(II)-requiring] activity. The transcript has 4 exons. Lineage: Eukaryota; Metazoa; Arthropoda; Insecta; Hymenoptera; Halictidae. The record is from RefSeq and is a predicted model, not a curated record.